GGUGGAAGGCCACAGCGCAGGGUUCAACACCAUCUACCGUGACUACACAGCCUACCAGACCUUCCUGCACCGCCGCUACCAGCUCAUCCCUGUUUCCUGAUGCUGGGACUGCAUGCCCAGCUGGCACGUUGCUUAGAUCUACUGCAGGAGGACAAGCUGCUUGAAUUCUUUGUGUGGUUGGGAUGAAACGAUCCAGAGCUGAGGGAUACAGGACAUCCCAGCUGUCCGUCCGCUCAUUAACUCUGUCUUUUCUGAUGAAAGUGCAUGUCUUUAAUCCUCAAACAGUAGUGUUACAGUCAUGGCUCUGUGGCAUCUUCUCCCCCUUUCCCUGCCUCUGAUGGCCUUGUGACACAGUGCUACGUGCCGCCCAGCCCCGGAGACAGCCGUAGGACUUCACUCAUGCUGAUGGUAUUUAAUUCUGUCAGUGGCCAAGCGCAACCCAGAAAGUCGGGCCAGCCCUAGCUGGCAAAUUUAGAGGUUGCAGGAGGAAACUGGAGCGAUGGAACGAGGAUGUGAGCUGCUUCCUGGAGGUGUUCUUGUCUCUGGUCUGCACUGGAGGGACAUAUUCUCUGUUUCUGGCUGACUGUACCUUGCCAUAUGCUCCAAACACCUGCAUUACUCUGGAGUUUCUGUCUUUUGGCAGUGGCUCUUCCCUGCUGUGCCUAAGGAUCGCCCCUUUGCAGCUGCAACUCUGCUGAGUGUCCCAAUUACAAUUAAGGACGUGGGAGAAGCCCUUGCCCUGAACUCCAGCAGAGAAGGCCCCGAGCACUUGGUCACUGCAGUGUUUGGAUGGCGGCCGCAUUAGCUGUAAGGUUACAGGACAAUGGUGAAGUCACUGUCCUGCAGGCAGGAAGGCACGAGUUCCCCUUCACCUUCCAGCUCCCCGAGACCUUGGCUACCUCUUUCGAGGGAAAGCACGGCAACGUGCGCUACUGGGUGAAAGCCAAACUGCACCGACCCUGGUCGACAGUGAAGAAGGUGAAGAAGGAGUUCACAGUGAUUGAACCCAUCGACAUCAACACGCCUGCGCUGCUGGCUCCCCAGGCAGGUGCUAAAGAGAAACUUGCUCGUGCCUGGUACUGCAAUCGUGGCCAGGUUUCUGUGACUGCCAAGAUUGACCGAAAAGGCUACACCCCAGGUGAGGUCAUCCCUAUCUUUGCUGAGAUUGACAACUGCACAAGCCGAGCGGUGGUGCCCAAGGCUGCCAUCAUCCAGACUCAGACUUUCAUUGCUCGGGGCACCAAGAAGCAGAAGAAGUCAGUGGUGACCAGCAUCGUCGGUGACUCCAUUGCCGCCGGGAAGCGGGAAGUGUGGCACGGGCGGGCGCUGAAGAUCCCGCCGGUGGGUCCAUCCAUCCUCCAGUGCCGCAUCAUCCAGGUGGAAUACUCCCUGAAGGUUUGUGUGGAUAUUCCUGGGACGUCCAAGCUGCUCCUUGAACUGCCGCUUGUCAUCGGAACCAUCCCACUGCACCCCUUCGGGAGCCGCACGUCCAGCGUCAGCAGCCAGUACAGUGUUAACCUGGACUGGCUGAGCACCAUCCCGGAGCAGCCAGAGGCUCCCCCUGAAUACUCAGCAGUUGUGUCCAGCCCAGAGGCUGAGCAGAGCCUGGGUCCACCAUGCCGCAGUGAACUUGGCGGCAUCCUGGAAGGUCCCUUCUUUGCCUACAUCCAGGAGUUCCGUUUCCGACCACCUCCGCUGUAUUCGGAGAUUGAUCCAAACCCCCCUGCAGACAACAUCCGUCCACGCUGCAUGACCUGUUGAGAGAAGCACAGCUGACAGUGUAGCGAUCCCUUGGGAUGAAAGCUUGCACCCUCGCAGCACUUCGGUCUGGAAAUGGGGAUGCGGUGCCUGUGAGACCGGAGCUCCUGCAGCGCCGAGACCCCGGCUCCGCUCGCUGCCCUCAACUCCUCUUGUCGUGACUGUCCCACAGACCGACACCAAGCGUGGUGCUGUGGACUUGCGCAUGGUAGGAGAACACGUGAGACUCUGUGGUGCGGAGCGGCUCCAUGUGUGGUUGGGCAGGAUGCGGAGGGUUAAUAACUGCCCCAGGAUUUGGGGGCUCAAAGGGGGGAUAUUUGCUCUCCCCUUGCCUGCAGUGGCCAUGCUCUGGCAACUCCUGUCAUGGAAAACAGGAGCUUGGAGGUAUUUCUCAGGAUUACUAGAGAAUAUUUUAAUCUUGCUCGGGUUUGAGUCCUGUGGUGAUGCAGGUGCAGCCCUUCUGCAGUAGCUCACUGUGCAAUUCCAUAAAUUCACCUGAGAUUGCAGUUCCUUUUGCUGGCCAGAUGAAGCAGAGACUUCGUCGGCUGCUGGUAAUCUUUGCUGCCAGCCUGGUGAUGCCUGCAGGGGGAAUGGCUUGAGCUAGUCUACCAAAACUGUGAAGGCUUCCAUGGGCUGUUACCUGGGCAGAGGACUUGGGGGAUGAAUUUAUGAUCUGCGGCAGCAUUUUGGUGCUGUUUACCAAGAGCAGGAAAGGUGGUUCCUGUGUGUCAACACCAAAUCUGCGCAAUGUGCUGAUGCCUCCCCCACAAUAGGGCUGAAAACCAACCCCCAAACCAACCCAAACUGUUGGUACCACCAUGGGGGUGUUGGGGCUGUGGCUCUGGCAUCUCCCUGGUGGCCAAGGAAAAGAGAAAGAAGCCUGGCCCGAGGCUGGUGGCAGCCACCAAUGCUGAUGGGAGAUGUGGAGUUGAAAUGAGUCCUUCAGGGCCAGGAGUCCUGCUCAGGAUGGGCUUGAUCCUGCGCCUGUAAAGGGGUCAGUGGCCCCGGCACGGUGAGGACACAGCAGCAACAUGCUCACCCAUGUGGGAACCAGUGAGGUGGGUGUUGCAGCAAGGACUGCUUGAGCAUGUGUGCCAGGGGCUGACCCCGCUCGCUCCGGCGUUACCUGAGCAGAGUUUGGGUGCUGAGGACCUUUGCAUUCCCUCACUGAGACAAUCCUGCUUGUGGGGCUGCUCGCUUCCCCGCGCACAACCAAAGCCAGGCGUGCCUUAGCCUUCGCGCCGGGGCUGCGCUCUGCUCGCUGCGGAUUGUUCAGAUGAUUUUUCUAUCUGUGAACACUUUUAUAAUGACCACCCUUGUCUUGGAUUAUUCUUUUUGUAUGACUUUUUGUUGGGGAAUUUUUGUUUGAAAUAAA
Messenger RNA from Egretta garzetta (little egret), 3133 nucleotides. It is a transcript of the gene ARRDC2, whose product is annotated as arrestin domain containing 2. Gene Ontology annotation, biological process: protein transport. The transcript has 9 exons. Gene Ontology annotation, cellular component: plasma membrane; cytoplasm. NCBI's taxonomy places the organism in Eukaryota, Metazoa, Chordata, Aves, Pelecaniformes, Ardeidae. The record is from RefSeq and is a predicted model, not a curated record. The coding region runs from base 790 to 1761 and encodes 323 amino acids.